GUACACAAAAGUGUGAUGGAAGAGUUAAAGAGGAUAAUCGAUGACAGUGAAAUCACGCAAGAAGAUGAUGCAUUAUGGCCGCCUCCUGACAGAGUUGGCCGGCAGGAGCUUGAAAUUGUAAUUGGUGAUGAACACAUCUCUUUUACCACAUCAAAAAUUGGUUCUCUUAUUGAUGUAAAUCAGUCCAAGGAUCCAGAAGGUCUAAGAGUGGUUUACUACCCUUGUCCAGGACCUCAAGUGUCGUCUUCAGUCUCAAUUGGAUUACACUUCAAGAUUAAGCCAAUUUAA
Molecule: messenger RNA, 288 nt
Organism: Podarcis muralis (Common wall lizard)
Lineage: Eukaryota; Metazoa; Chordata; Lepidosauria; Squamata; Lacertidae
Source: RefSeq, a predicted model, not a curated record